Molecule: messenger RNA, 1851 nt
Organism: Didymodactylos carnosus
Lineage: Eukaryota; Metazoa; Rotifera; Eurotatoria; Philodinida; Philodinidae
Source: the annotation of a GenBank genome assembly
AUGCCGUUUACUCGUGUUUGUGUGGAAUGCGUUGAACGUCCGCAGUUGAAACUCUACGAAUUAAAUAGGUUUACAUUAUUUGAUGAGUCCAGUGUUGACACAUGUUCAGUUUGGUAUGGCUAUUGUACCUGUUGCAAGUGUUCUUAUUAUUGCAAUAGUCUAUCAUACAGCGGUUCAAAGUGUAAUUUUGUCACGCGUGAAUCAUUCAAGUUUAAUGAAUUUAUCUAUUUUCAUGGUAUAUCAACUGUCUAUCACCAACGUGUUAUGAUAUCAUUUGUAUCAGCAUUACUGAGCAUGUGUUCAUCUGUAUCGGGGUUUGUUAAAUGGUACAAUGAUAAACUAGAUAUCUAUCAAAAGUAUUCGUUCAGUGGUGGUACAAGUAGUUCCAGAUCAGUUAGUAAACAAAGUCGAAAAACGGAUGAGAAACAUUUUCAAAUAAAUUUCUUAAUGUAUGAAAUUAUAAAAUUUAUUUUCAUGUUUAUCGAAGUUGAUCGUAUUGAAAUCCCGAUCUCUUUUACAAAUGCUGAUGAUGCUAAUAUGUUUUUUUAUCAAUGGAAGGAUCGUUGCUAUGCUGCAUUUGUCCGUUUUUGGAUGGAGCACAAGAAGAUAUUUGGUUCGGUGUGCAAUGGUCGCAGCCCUCAUCAUUUGUGUUCAAAACAUAUCAAGCAACUUAAUCUUGCUUUGGAUGAAAAUGCGUUGCGAUUUGAGAAGAGUGAUGAUCUCAACGGCAUUGAUCAAUGUAAUAUUAAGCGUCAUAAAUUGAUGAAUCAUAGCGGCCGAAAAUCCUCUUAUGGUAUUCUCAUGUCAUUUCUAAAUUGUGGUCUUGUAGUUGGUUUUGACGAAUCCAUACGCUCAGAAUCACCGCGUCGGUUGCUCCGACAUUUAAUUCGUAUGGCAAAAAUAUCAAUGAUUCCACGUGGUGUUGUCUAUGAUAAUGCUUGUUCUAUUAAACUAUAUAUGGACGCUAAUUAUGGUGGUGAUUAUUUUCAACGUUCGAGUGUUUCUGAUUAUUUAAUGAAUGAAGUCCAUUUUGUCUUGGGCCGUUUUCAUGAAAAAACACAUGUUCGCCACAUGUAUAUUACUGUUAUGCCCGAUAAACUUGUGAUAACAGCCAAAAUGGCUCAACGAAUCGUUAAUAGCCGUAAACGAGCUAUAACACUUCGUAACUUGGCGACUUUUAACGAUCGCCGUGAAAUUACUUGCCACUCACAUACUGCGCUGGUCUGGGAUGAUUCGUUUACUGAUGAAGAGUUACUAAGAUUGUGUGAAGAAGCCGAACGUGCUCUACAUAACGAUAAGAACACUUUGGUUAAUAAAGAAAAAAGCAGUCGAACUAAAGCUAUGGGUAAAAGCGAAACACAUCUUGUUGAUGGCGAUGUAUGGUCAUUUAGACUUGAUGAUAAACCAUUGAUGGAUGUUGAUUAUAAUGAAAGUAGAUUUGACACACCAGUGCUAUUAGUCAAUACGAUAUGUGAUGGUACUGUUGCCGGUGUGUUAGGUGUCACAGAACGAAAUGUCAUUACUACUAACGCUUCAGAAAAUGAUUCGGUAAUUGAAAGCGAUUCAAGUGUCGAGAACGGUGAACCAUUAUUAGCCGAGUCGAUGCCUUACAUUGCAUAUGGAAAAAUGACGGUUAUUGGUGACGAGUUAACUGUACCCGAACAAAAUGGUUUGUCAUUAUUAGCAACAACCAGUGCCGUAACUAGUUUCACUGCAGCGAAUCAUGAAUAUCCUAUGCUAAAGAACAUUGCAGCUGAAACGACUGAUAUUGUUGGUGUUACUGCAUCAAAACAAAGUUCAGAUUUGAAACGUUCUUCUGAAGAAAAUGUUGUUUAUUUGAAAUAUUGGUAA